AACGAGCGCGUUGUUUGUUUGCGACGUUUCCCCAAGAAUGUGAAGGUGGGGCGUUUUGCGAUAUUCAGGAAAUUGUCAUUUUUCUAUUUAUCUCAGAGUAGAGAUGUACAAAUGUAUUUAGUUUUUUUUCUUAGCGUGCUUACACUUCUAAGAACUCUUUGAAUGGUUCCCCAUUUAACAUAAUGAUGACGAGAAAACCCAACCAACCUCAACCCCCAAAGAGAAGAGGAAAGGUCCGUGCUAGUGCCAGUGGGCAAAUUGACUCACUGGACAACAAUACAAUGACUGACUCAGAGACAGUUCCUCAAUCACAAAAGAGGCACCUGACCAUGAUGCAGCAUGGCGACAACCUCCUCAAGUUUCUAAACGAGGACCGAACGAAGCAGAGGUUCUGUGACGUCUCCGUCAGUGUGGGCGGGAAGCACUACAGGGCCCACAAAGCCAUGUUGGCGCACGGUAGCAGCUACUUCCACGCCGAGCUGACCAAAAACCCAACCGCCGAUCACGUGAUUCUCGACCACGUGGAGGAUUCCGUGUUCCAACACUUACUGCGCCUCCUUUACACGGCCGAGUGCGUCAUUCCCGAGAGCGAGGUCCCUGCCCUGACUGAAGCGGCCGGCUUCCUGGACAUGAUGGAUGUAGUGAAGCUCCUGGCAGGAGAGGGGGAUGGCCGGCCAGCGCUUGCCCGAGUGGAGGUUAAGUCCAUGGGGGAACCAAGCUCAGAGAAGACCUCUAUAGCUUCUGACCUUCCAGCGGACUGUGUCGGGGUCCAAAGCCCAGUCCAUUCUGGUGCCCACCCUUGUUCGUUCUGCAGCCGCACGUUUUGCUACAAGAAGUCUCUGGAGAACCAUUUAAACAGGAACCACAGUAGCAACACCGAAGUAGACGCCAGAGAAAAGGUGGUCAAUCAAGAGGUUACUACCAUGGUAACCACGACCCGUAGGUCUGCCCGCAGGAGGAGAGUUCCCGCUAAAUUGGAGAGAGGUGACGCGGACAGCUCCGGCGCAACAGAGGGGACGCUACAUCAAGACCCCGCUAGUCGAGACCCAACCACCACAGAGGAAGACGACGAGGAAGAAGAAGAAGUUGGGAGAAAACCAAAGCACAUAUCCGACACAGGAGAUGCACUCACCCCAACCGAGGGUGAGGAGGCGGAAGAGGAGAGGGAGGAGGAGGAGAUGGUGGAGGAACGUCAAAGUGCGUUAGUACGGAGAGCAAGAGAGAGCAGUGAGAGUUCAGAGGUGGAGACAACAGAACACCACACAGUCAAUGAGGUGGAGGUAUAUAGUCAGGCUGCCAAUGGUUCUAACUAUGGAGCAGUGUACCCAGAGGGACUGGCUCCUGUCAUCAUCCAGAGCGUAAGCAAGAAGACGCUCAAGUGCCCCAAGUGUGACAAGACCUUUGACCGCACAGGGAAGUAUGAGAGUCACACCAGGGUACACACGGGAGAGAAGCCCUUCCAGUGUGACGUGUGUCUGCAGUGUUACUCCACCAAGUCGAACCUCACUGUACACAAGAAGAAGCACGCCAGUGACGCCCCCUUCCAGAAGAAGGACCACAAGUGCUCCUUCUGCAACAAGCUCCACGCCAGCAAAAAGACCCUCGCCAAACACGUCAGAAGGUUCCACCCGGAUCACAUUCAGGAGUUCCUGGCCAUGAGGAGGAAGAAGAACGAUGGAUGGAAGUGUGAUAUCUGCCACAAGUCUUUCACACGUAGACCCCAUCUGGAGGAGCACAUGAUUCUACACACGCAAGACCGACCCUUCAAGUGUGCCUUCUGCGACGACUACUUCAAGUCCCGGUUUGCCCGCUUGAAGCAUCAAGAAAAGUACCAUUUAGGUCCGUUCCCAUGUGACAUCUGUGGCCGCCAGUUCAACGACACGGGUAACAGGAAGAGGCACAUUGAAUGUACACACGGGGGCAAGAGAAAAUGGACCUGCUUAAUCUGUGGGAAGUCAGUGAGGGAGAGGACAACGUUGAGAGAACAUUUGCGGAUUCACAGCGGAGAGAAACCUCACCUCUGCAGUAUCUGUGGACAGAGUUUCCGCCACGGCAGCUCUUAUAGGCUUCAUCUUCGAGUCCACCACGACGACAAGCGCUACGAGUGUGACGAAUGCGGAAAGACGUUCAUACGCCACGACCAUCUGACCAAACACCAGAAAAUACACUCGGGGGAGAAAGCCCACCAGUGUGAGGAGUGUGGGAAGUGUUUCAGGCGCCAUGAUCACCUGACCGUCCAUUACAAAAGUGUCCACCUGGGAGAGAAGGUGUGGCAGAAGUAUAAAACAGCUGUGCAUCAGUGUGAGGUCUGUAAGAAGGAGUUCAAAGGGAAGUCCAGUCUGGAGAUGCACUUCAGAACACACUCAGGUGAAAAACCUUACCGAUGCCCCGUGUGCCAACAGACGUUCCGCAUUAAGAAGACCCUCACCAAGCACAUGGUGAUCCACUCGGAUGCCCGCCCCUUUAACUGCCCGCACUGCAGUGCCACCUUUAAGAGGAAAGACAAGCUGAAGUAUCAUAUGGACCAUGUACACGGUGCUAAGUCCACUGAGCAGCAGCAGCACCACCAGCAGCAGCACCGCCAGCAGCCUCCGGUGGUGCUGACAGAGGAUAAGAUGGUGACUCUGCCUUAUAAUACCCACGGCCCCUCCAAAGUGUACCGGGCUGAACCCAAGACCGUUCUCCAGAACGUCCCCUCCGAUGUGUGUGUGCCUGUCACGCUGGUGCCCAUCCAGAUGCCCAGGGUGGUCUCGGGGGUACAGGGUGACCUGAGGGGACACGUAACCUGCCCGCCCCAAGGUCAGGGGCAGCAGCAGACAGCUGGGGGGUACCAGACUGCCACAGAGCUGGCGUUCCUGGAGAAGUACACGCUUACCCCCCAGCCGGCCAACAUUGUUCACCCGGUGCAGCCUGACCAGAUGUUGGACCCCAGGGAUCAGUCGUACCUGGGCACCCUGCUGGGCCUGGACUCUGCCACCCCCGUCCAGAACAUCUCCAACUCGGACCACGUCGCCCAUUGAUAAUGCCUCUCUAUACUUCCCUUUUGGCAACAUUUUAUUUAAAGGGUACCGACAUAAGGACAUUAUAACACAUUUAUAACCCAUACAGUACACAUUUAUAACCCAUACGAAACUGUAUGAGCCCAUAGAGGUAACGUUUAUUUGAAGGGUGCGGUUGUUAACAUAAGCAUUCACAAAAUGCUCAUGCACUGCUUAUGCAUGGCUUAUGUAUAGUUUAUGAAUGGGUUAUGAAUCUGUUAUGAAUGGGUCAUGUAUAGUUUAUGAAUGGGUUAUGAAUCUGUUAUGAAUGGGUCAUGUAUAGUUUAUGAAUGGGUUAUGAAUCUGUUAUGAAUGGGUUAUGUAUAGUUUAUGAAUGGGUUAUGAAUCUGUUAUGAAUGGGUUAUGUAUAGUUUAUGAAUGGGUUAUGAAUCUGUUAUGAAUGGGUUAUGAAUCUGUUAUGAAUGGGUUAUGUAUAGUUUAUGAAUGGGUUAUGAAUCUGUUAUGAAUGGGUCAUGUAUAGUUUAUGAAUGGGUUAUGAAUCUGUUAUGAAUGGGUCAUGUAUAGUUUAUGAAUGGGUUAUGAAUCUGUUAUGAAUGGGUCAUGUAUAGUUUAUGAAUGGGUUAUGAAUCUGUUAUGAAUGGGUUAUGUAUGGGUUAUGAAGUUUUUAUGUAGCUAUACUUCAAAUAAAAUGCGAUCGUCCUGCUCUUUUAACCUCUGCAGCUUAUUCAGGGGCGAACGCUCUGAUAGAAACAGAUGGUGUCCAACAGGUCUAGUUGUCAGCCGCGUGGCACAGCGAAUCUCAUCGGCUCCAUUUGUGAUAUUUAUAUCUGCGAUCGUCCAAACGUUGCACCACCUUGAUUGAGCCCCAAGUCUUUCAUCAUAUUUUAGUUCAAAGAGCACUUUUUUUUUAAAGUUCCUCUUGUUCACACAAAAGCCUAAGAUCUUUGUCAUUCCAUAAAUGAGUGUGAGUGAGUGAUGUAUAUUGUGACAGGAGCCUGAUUGAUUACAAAAGGUAAUUCCAGAACAGGAUGUCUCAUUUCCAAAAAGCUGGCUGUAUGUCUGAAUCUUACAGGUGUAAUCUGGCUAUUUAUUCACAAUUUAAAUUGAAUUAUUAUACAAGUAUUAUACAACACAUUUACCCCAUGCAAAUCAAGUUCCAUAAUAUUCCACCUUCCUUACCAGUUACCACAGAAUUUUAGAGUAACAAUCAAUCAUGGUGUUGUCAGCCUGUUGCUCCGGGACGAAGUUUCCCCUGUACAGAUCUAGGAUCAGAUUCCCCUCCCUAAUAGUAACCAUAACCAAUUACACCAUCAGUGGGGGAAAUGCAAUGCGUCUAGGGGUGACUUCCCGACACUCAGCAGGCUCCUCAAAACUAGAAAGGGCUGUUUAAUCAGUGUAUCAGGAGGUCAACCACGUCUGAAUCAAUCUUAAAGUAUUCUGUAUAUUAUGUAUAUCAUGUUUCUUUCACAAUGGACAGGAG
This is a messenger RNA of Oncorhynchus mykiss (rainbow trout), 4479 nucleotides long. It is a transcript of the gene zbtb41, whose product is annotated as zinc finger and BTB domain containing 41. The record is from RefSeq and is a predicted model, not a curated record. NCBI's taxonomy places the organism in Eukaryota, Metazoa, Chordata, Actinopteri, Salmoniformes, Salmonidae. Gene Ontology annotation, molecular function: protein binding.